GUUAGAAAGAUUUACGUGACAAAAGGUUAAGCAGAAGUAGCACUUUACAACGAGAGCAUUUCCAAUUGUGAAUCAACAUCCACCCUGCUAAGCAAAGAAAAAAAAGUACACACACACAGGGAGGAAAGAAAAGAAAACACGCCUCUCUUUUGGCGCUGUGUUGAGCCGACUAGUCGAUCGCCCAAAUCAUCUCUUUGAUUUUACAUUUAUCGAUCCUAAUGCUAAAAUUUGUCACUCUCUCCCUGAAGAAAAUUUUGAUCCAUUCAAUAUUUUGUUUAUUUUUUAUUUGUUUUAUUAAGGAAUCGUCAAUCAACUAACGGAUUUUAAAUUGAAGUAUAGAGACUAACUGAGAGAGAUUUAGGGAGAUCACUUUUGAUUUUUUGGUUUCAAUUCGAUACAAACAAAUAAGCAAACCCUAGUUUAGUUUUGAUGGCUACACCUACUAUUAACCAUCAUCAUUCUCACUGGAAUACUACCACCUCCGACACACAGCGAUCAUCAGCCGGCCGUGACGUUUCCUCUUCUUGGACGCAGGUUGUUUGCAGUGGCGAAUCAGAAUCUACUGUUGAGGUGACCUCUUCUUCACCUCCUCCUCCUCCAGCGUCUGUUGAGCAAGUUGUUGUUCACUCCACUGAUUGUGAACAAGUGUCGACAGCAGGUAGUGCGUCUUCGUUAUCAGCAGAAGGUGCUGCUACACAAGUUCAGGUUGAAAGCUCCGAUAGUAAUGGGGCUAAAAAACUGGCUUGGAAUAAACCCUCGAAUGGUGCAGGUGGUGUUAGUCCUGUAAUGGGUGCUGUAUCUUGGCCUGCUCUCUCCGAGUCCACUAAGGCUUCACCUAAAUCCUCUUCUGAUGAUUCACUCAAAGAUCUCUCUGGCGGACCGCUUUCUCUAUCACAGGGCACCGGAAUGGCAUCAGCUUCUCAUACGCAAGCUAAUACUAAAAACGUGAACCCUAAUACAAUGUUGAACCAUGUUGUGCCCAGCCGCCAAAGGUCCAUGAAGCGCGGUGGUGGCAAUUCAAACCAUAAUAAUGUGUCAGCAAACAGUGGCUUUUCUCAGCAAAAGGAACAGGAUUUAGAGGUGGGAACAGUCAAUAAUUCUGGAAAGCCUGGUAAUUGUGGUGUUGGGUCUUCUUCAAGGGAUAAUAGUCAUAGGGAUGGUGGUCAAUGGGGAUUUCAAUCACAUGGUGGAAAUGACCACCAACAUCAACGAAAUACAAAUAGGAGAGGCAAUGUUGGUCCACACUCCCGUGGAGAUGGCACUUAUCAUCAUGGUUAUGGGGGUAGGCGUGAUCAGGAACGUCGGAAUCAAGAUUGGAAACCCCACAGAAGUUGGGGGAAUAGGGAUUCACACAUGGAGCCGCAGAGAGGUCCAGCUAGGCCAUUCCUGGGGGGCCCACCUCAUCCAUCUCCGCCUCCACCUUUUAUACCUACGCCCAUGCCUGGGCAGCCCUAUCGAACACCCAUGGUUUAUUCUGAAGUUCCACCUUUAUUUUAUUUUCCAGGUCCAUUCCCUGAUCCAGUCAGAAUGCCUAUGCUUUCUCCCGUGCCACCUGUCUUCCUUCAUGUUCCAGAUCCCCAGUUGCACACUAGAAUAGUGAACCAGAUAGAUUAUUAUUUCAGUAAUGAGAAUUUAAUUAAGGACACAUUCUUGCGACAAAACAUGGAUGAACAUGGAUGGGUUCCGGUUACGCUAAUAGCAGGCUUCAAGAAAGUAAUGGAGUUAACAGAUAAUGUACAACUGAUACUGAAUGCUGUGAUUUCCUCUACUGUUGUAGAAGUGCAGGGUGAAAAGUUAAGGCGGAGAAAUGACUGGUUUCAUUGGCUCAUGCCGCCAUUGGCUCAGAAUUCAAGUGUUUCAAGCUCACAAUCUCAAAAGAAGCCUAUACUUGUAGAAAAUCUCCGACGUCUUGCAUUUGAUGAUAAGGCUAUAAGACAUGAAAACGCCGAUGCACAUCUUAGUAGAUCAUCAUCUACUGAAUUAAGUACUCCAUCUAAGCAGCAUGGCGAUGGGAUGACUGGACUAGCUGGGGGGCAGCAUUCGCAGCCAAUGCCAGUUGGAAAUCCAAAUUAAAGAGAGAACUGUUUUGUGGCCCAGGGGUUGGUAGCUAUUAUGCUUCUUUGAGCAAUCCUUUACUGUUGCUGAUGGCAAUGACAUCUCAUGAAGGAAAUAGACGGGAAUAAAAGAGAACAGAAUUGGGAUUAGAAUUAUACAAUGUCUUUUAAACUGGCUGCUUGAUUUUGUUGAGAUGUAUAUGUUGUUUUGUUUGGGGACAAGCAUUUUCUUUUCCUUUUAUGCUAUGAUGUUCAUCUGU
Messenger RNA from Capsicum annuum, 2314 nucleotides. Its product is annotated as la-related protein 1C. The transcript has 6 exons. The coding region runs from base 430 to 2073 and encodes 547 amino acids. NCBI's taxonomy places the organism in Eukaryota, Viridiplantae, Streptophyta, Magnoliopsida, Solanales, Solanaceae. Gene Ontology annotation, molecular function: RNA binding. The record is from RefSeq and is a predicted model, not a curated record.